Ochotona princeps (American pika) is the source of this 393-nucleotide messenger RNA. Its product is annotated as triggering receptor expressed on myeloid cells 3. The record is from RefSeq and is a predicted model, not a curated record. Gene Ontology annotation, biological process: chemokine production; neutrophil chemotaxis; neutrophil-mediated killing of gram-negative bacterium. Lineage: Eukaryota; Metazoa; Chordata; Mammalia; Lagomorpha; Ochotonidae.
AUGAGGGUAGCAGAAGGAAGGACAUUGGUACAGCUAGUGAUUUCACUCCUCGUGUCAGGGUUCCAGGCUGUAGGUGAGGAGGUGGAGGAGGAGCUGAAGUGUCUAGUGGAAGGAGACAAUCUGAGCUCCCCUUACAACAUCAUGAAAUAUGCCACCAGCCUGAAGGUUUGGCAGUGGCUGGACAGCUGCAAUUCCCCAGAGACUCUGGUGCACAUGGAGACCAGAAACAAAUUCCAAAACUGGGCUCAGUCUGGGAGGUAUGUGCUGGAGGAUUGUCCCAAUGAAGCCACCUUCAGGGUCACGAUGAUGGAGUUGCGGAGGCAGGAUGUGGAACUGUACCAGUGCAUGGUCUACCUCUUCUUCCAGCAAGUGGUUGUCUUAUAUCAGAGCUAG